UUAAGUAGCAUACUGAUGAUCGUGUUUUCCGCCGGAUGCGGAUAUAAUUCAAUGUAUCAAGGUAAAAAAACCAUUUAUGUAUGAAUACAGAUUUAUGUAUCAGAUUAAAAAUCAUGAAAUACUUAUACUUAUACGGUAAAAAUAAGUAUUCAGUUAUAAAAUAGAAUCGUAUGUGGAAAACAUUAAAAAUAAUUCUAAAGUAAAAUAUAAAGAUUUAAUACAAGUUUUUAUUUUAAUAUAAUAAUGUAUAUCGAAUACUUUUAUUUUUUUAUAAUAAUUAAUUUAAUAUACUGUGAUCGAGGUGAUUUUUAUUCACGUGAUUAUCGAUAUACUAAUACAUUGGCAUGCCCAGAUAAUAAAAUAUGUAUUCCAUUGGAUUAUUGUUCUGAUAUAGUGACGUUAUUAAAUGAAGCUACUCUUCCUAUCCAUCGAUUUCGACAAGCUGUUUGUGGCUACGUAGGAAAAACAGCUAAAGUUUGUUGUAAUUCACCUCGUGACAUUGGCAAUUAUAAUCCUGAUUAUAGCAAUAAAAAUCCAGAUCAUUCAUCAGAUCCUAAACCUUCACGUGAUUGUGGACAAAGUUUAAUAAGAAGUUAUACUCCAACUUUAGGAGCAUAUCCUUUUGUUGCUAGAAUCGGAUUUAUUAAUCUAUGCGAUGAAAGUAUUACAUAUCCUUGUACUGGAACAAUUUUAAAUGAACGAACUGUAUUAACUACUGCAACAUGUGCUUUAGCUAAUUCUGACGAUUAUAAACUACAUUCAGUAUUAAUUGGCGACUUUGAUACAUCAACAAAUCCAGAUUGUAAUAAAUUAUUUUGUGCAUAUUGUUCACAAUCAUAUGAAAUAUCUUACGUAGUAAAACAUCCAAAUUUUAAAGCUGAAACUUAUGAACGCAAUGUUGCUCUUAUUCGUCUCAAUAAAUCUAUUUCAUUUACACUAACAGCACAACCUAUUUGUUACUCUGAUCAACAAUAUAUUACAAUCGGUAGUACUGCAAUCCUUGUAGGCUGGGGAAAAUUAUCAGAUGAUAUAAAAUCAACUCAACAACAAAUUUUACCAAUUAAAAUAUUACCAACUCAAAAUUGCGAUGAAUUUAUGUCUCAAGGUUUUGAUGUUGAGCUCUGUGCCGUUGGUUAUCAAGAUCCUUGUUCGGGAUUCAGUGGUAGUCCUUUAAUUACUCGUGAUGGAAGUGGUUUUACAGUGAUCGGAAUGUUAUCUUAUGGUUCUAGUUGUGAUUCAAAUAAACGUUUACCAUCAGUAUUUGUAAAUAUUCAAAAAUACGCUUUGUGGAUAACAGAAAAUUCUUGAAUUUCGAUUAAUCAGAUUGAAAUAAUUUGUUUUAUUGUUUUUUCACAAAAUAUAGAUUUUUAAGAACAUAUUGACCUAUGAAUUCUUGUUCAAGAUUAAAUUUCCUUGAACAAUAUGCAAAAAAAAAAAAUUUAUAGUUUUUCAAGUUAUCGAUCUCCUUAAAUUUUAAGUUUUGGAAAUAAAUUUUUGUGCGACAAUUUUUAAAAUUAAAAAAUUCAAAAUAAAUGUGUACUAAGUUCAUACGAAAUAUGUACGGCAAUUGCUAACAGAAAUGGUAAAAUGAAAGAUUAAUUUAAAAGUUUCCUACUGAGGAUGUUGACAUUCGAAACAUCAUCAUUAGUUAUAAUAAAAUUUUAACUUUUAAUUACAAAAAACUACUAAUUAAUAUGAAUCUAACAUAAAUCUUUUAAUAUAUUUAAUUUUAAUUUUAUUUAAAUUUAAAUUGAUACGAAAAGAUAACACAAGACCACCCGUUUAAAAGCAGCAACUCCUGGAUUUUCUAAAUUUGUGUCGGGAUGAUUCACUACUUCUGUAAUAUUCAAAUAUAAGGUUCUUCGAACCUUAAUUUCUUCAGUGAAUCCCCAUCAUCGUUUUCAACGAAUGCAAAAAAAUGAUUAUGUUCUAAUUAAUUAGCAUAUAGUGCAAUAAUUUUGUAUCUAUUAAAGCAGUAGUCGUUUCUAGUUACUGUUUGUUAUUCUUUAAAUUAAAUUUUAAAAUAUGUAAAUAAUGUUAUGUAUACUGCUGAUUAGCGUAAAUAAAUAAAUAAUUUAAUUUUACUUUCAUUCAUUCUUUCUUUAAUAUAAACCUACUUAAUUAAUAAAAUGUCGAAACAAACAUUCUUCUGUUUGAACUUAGCGUCAUAUAAAAAUGAUCGAUGUAGAGAUGGAAAAAUGUGAAAAUAAUUUUCUGUACCCUGGUGAAAAUUUUUUCGGAAUUUUCUCUGGAAAACUCAGUUCUAAAGACUUUCAGAGUUUUUCAGAAAAAAGUCAGAAAAAUUUCCACCAGGGUAGAGUUGUUGCGAUGUAAAAAUUUAGGGUAGAGGUACCAUUUGUGGCCACUGCUCCAUUUUUGGGCAUUUAAUCCUUUAUUUUAAUUCAUGAAAAAGUGUAAAAUAAAAUUUUCAUUUUAGUAGUGGGAUAGAAGUAUCCUUGAACACAUUUCAAAAAUUAAUUUUGUCACUGCGUCUUUUACAAAUUAUUUUAUUUAAGUUUAUCAAGUGUCUAAAACUGGCCCUAAAGUGGCCAAAAACGGUACCUCUACCCUAUCUGUAGAGUUGAGUCGAGGGAAAAACUUUGUGAGAUUUUAUAAUGUAGAGAAAUUCUAUGUAGGUACCCAGAUAGCAAAAUCACGUCUUGAUGAGUUCAGAAUGAAUUCCUAUUUAUGAUUUGGACGUCUCAUCAACAUCUUAAAGAAGUCUUUAAGAAGUUCUCAAGAUGUCGAAUGAGCCACCCAGCGAACUCAGUAAGACGUUUUUAAAGAGUUCUCAAGGAGUUCUUUUUUCUGACUUUGCAAAUAAAACUUCAGUAUAAAUUUACCAUGACGUCUUUAAGGAGCUUUUAAUUUUUACUUCAUAAAGAAGUUUAAAAAAGAAUACAUUUAGUCGUCACAAAACUGACGUCUUAUUUAUGGAGUCUUCAAGAACUCUCAAUUAAGAGUUCUUAAAAAUUACACCUUUAAGAAGUUAUUAUAAGACUUCUUGAAGACGCCUUCAAAAAAACGUCGUAAAGCAGUCAUUCCGACUUGAAUGCUGUCUGGGUAUACACCACACCCAAAUUUAGUUACUAUAUUUUAUAAAAUCAUGUAAUUUAUAAUAAACAAUUU
Microplitis mediator is the source of this 3129-nucleotide messenger RNA. Its product is annotated as melanization protease 1-like. Gene Ontology annotation, biological process: proteolysis. The record is from RefSeq and is a predicted model, not a curated record. Bases 244 to 1308 code for a protein of 354 amino acids. Gene Ontology annotation, molecular function: serine-type endopeptidase activity. NCBI's taxonomy places the organism in Eukaryota, Metazoa, Arthropoda, Insecta, Hymenoptera, Braconidae. The transcript has 6 exons.